Chironomus riparius is the source of this 803-nucleotide messenger RNA. The record is from the annotation of a GenBank genome assembly. NCBI's taxonomy places the organism in Eukaryota, Metazoa, Arthropoda, Insecta, Diptera, Chironomidae.
CUUUGGACAGUUAUUGAGUGCUCCUCGUAAAAAAAUAUUAAAAGAAAUUUUUGAGUUUUAAAAAAAUUAUAAAACACAUUUAAUUUUAAAGAUAUAAAUCAAAUAUGACAGCAAUAAUGGAAGUUCUGAAAAGUGAAAUAGAUACAAAUGAUGUCUUUGAAAUUGUAGAGACAAACUUUUUUACAACCACAAUUCGGAAACUUAUAUUUUCUCCUAAAACUCCUGUGGUCGAGCACGCAAUUUCAAGUGACGACAAACUUAAUCAAAUUUCAUUAUCUGAUGUUGCUUUGCAUGAUACAUCUGAUGACUGCUGGAUUGUGAUUUAUGAUCGUGUUUACGAUGUUACAAACUUUUUUGAUAAUCAUCCUGGUGGAAUUGAUGUUAUGCUGGAAUAUGCCGGACGGGACUCUUCAGUUGCUUUCGCUGGACACUCAAAUUUUGCUUUAAGUAUGCUUAAACAAUAUGAAAUCGGAAUUUUACCUCCAAAUGAGCGUAUGUAUAGAUAUCCAGCUACAUUAAGCCUUUCAUACCAAAUUCCAGAUUAGUGGAUUAACAAAUAUUGUAAGUCUUUAUUGAAACAUUUAAUAUAUAGAUAAGGAAGUUAUAUAUAAAAAAAGAUGCAGUGAGAUGACGUUGUAAUUGUGACGAGGAGAAAAUGUGCUCUCAUGUAAACAAAAAACUAUGAUUGAUAACUCUACAGAUUAUAGUUUGUCAAAAAAAUGUGACUGAUAUCUUUUUAAAAAUAUUCUUAUUCACAGCUUUGCUCUUUAGACAUUCUCAUCAAGAUAAUUAUUGGUUUUUAG